ACCUUUCUGCUUGUUUAAAUCACUAGGAUUCAAAAAAAGCCAUAACAACUAAUUAGACGGAAUAUGAUUCAGUUUUCUAGUAGCUCAGAAUGGCGAAAAGAAGGAAGAAAAGUAAGAAAAGUACCCGUUCCUCCAGGAAUAAAGAAAGGACUUCGAGUGUUGCCUCCAAUGUUUUGUACGAUAGUGAAAAUUAUGUAGCGCAGAUUGGAAUACUGAAAAAGAAAAUUAAAGAUUAUCAGUACGUGAUCGAUAAUUUUAAAGAUCUCAUUAUUCAAACAACGUCUAAAGUCCACAACAUCGAAUCAGAUGGCAAAGGACUUAUCACAUAUCUACAAAACUGCAUUCAAAGCAAAGAUAAAGACAUUGAUGGUUUGAAACAAAAUCUUAGCACUUUACUUAGAAGAAUGAACGAAAAGCAUAAGGAACACAACAAAAUUAUAGUCAGUCUGAGACUUGAGAUCGAGGCUAUUGAAGAAAAGUUGAACUCAGAGAAAGCGGUUUUGACGGGAAAAGUCGAGUCCCUUGAAAAUUUUAGUGUUGAGCGAGCUCAGCUACAGUACAAGACAACAGCGAUACAAAAUUUAAUCGAAGAAACGUUGAAACUCAAUAAGUCCAUAUAUCAUGAAAAGGAUUUAGAGCUAACUGUUUCUCAAGAUCAAUUAUUCAAAGAGAUGUUAAGCAGAGUUUCACAUUUGGCUAGCGAAUUUCGAAUUGGCACAGAGAAACGAAUUAAUAAAACAGAACGUCGAACAUUAGAAUACAAUUAUAAACUUAAUGACAAGUUGGCAAAUCUAAGCAACAGAAUAUCCCAUAUCAUGGGUAAAAAUAAAUCCUAUAAACAAGCUACAAGACAAUUAAAGCAUGAUAUAAGCGUAUUACAAGAAGUUAGAGAUGAAAUGCAUAAGAACUGGUCAAAUCAUCUCAAAUCUUUGAAAGAUUCAAUAUCCAAUUGUUUAGAAAAAGAACAAAGAUUAUCUUCAAUGAUGAAAUCAUUUACAACUGAUAAACUUAUCGACUCAAUGAACAAUAAUUUAUUUGAUGAACAAAUAAAAUAUAUCAGUACGAAAGAAGCUCAACUGAAUGAUGUUUUACAAACAUUAAGAUCUAAGUACGAGCAUACAUUAUGUCAAUGUGAAGAAUACAUGGAUUUGAAGAAUAAAGAACUGUAUCGUUUGAAACAAUUGAUCAAAGCUAGAAAAAGUUUGUGCCAACUAGUGUAUGAUUGUAAAACUGCGUUACGGGAAGCCCAUGAAGUAAGCUUACUUUAUCUUAUUCAUGUUGAUCUGUAAUAUAUAUAUAAUUUCUUCUAGUUACUUUGUUUAGUGUUGUUUUUCUGUAUAUAAUUUCCUUAAACAGAUGUUAGAACCGGAAAAUGCUAUGAAACUGAAUUUAACUGAACGCAUUCAACGUCAUGAUCAUUUAUUGACUGCAUUCUUCAUUUUAAUUUAUACAUGUGAUCAGCUUAUUUCACGUAUUACUCCAUAUCAAAUUGGAGACUUUCGAUUAAGUCAAAUAACUAGAAGUAUACCUUCAUCAUCAAUGAAACAGUCAUCGUGUGGUAAUAAGGUUAUGUUUAGUAAUUCUCUGCAUACAUUUUCCAGUUCUUCAUUGGCUAAAAGUGACAACCAGACUAGGAAAUUUUCAUCGAAUAACAAUGAAUCUAGUGGAUCAUUGUUGGAUUCAUGUGGAAAUGAUCGUGAUUCAACGUCGGACUUUCAAUUAGCAUUGAAAUUUGGUUUAAAACCAAUAGACGAUGCAAAGCGAAAUAUUUCUACUAAUUUAAUUAAAGAAUUAUCAAAAUGUUCACGUCAAUCAGUAAGACGUACUAAUACACCAGUUUUACAUUCAAUAGCUGUGCAAACGGAUUCAUUAUUCGCAAGUCAUAAACAACCAUCAAAUUUAUGCAAAAAAAGAAGUUUAAACAAAACAUAUUUUGUAAGAAGUAGUCGUGGAAUUUUACAACUUCCACUGAUUCAUUCAACAAUUCUAGCACCAAAAGAAGAUUAUGAUGAAUUGUACAGAUUUAAUAUACAAUCAACUUAUAGACAUAAAUCACCUAUACUACCAAGUUUAUACAAAUUGGCUAAGAUGUAAUUCAGCUUAUAUUUAAAUAUUAACUAUUGAAGUAUAAUCAUUGUGCCACAGAUUCGAACCAUGUAGCAUCCAGAAUUCUCCUGAUCUUUCUUAUAUAUUUAACAGGAUUUUCAAAUUUUAAUGAUAUUUCAACGACUUCAAUCACUAUUUGUCUGAAUCUCAACUUUUCUGAGUUGUGAUGUCAAGUCAAAUAUCCUUUUGCAUGGUAUAAAUAUUUAAUCGCUUCAAAAAACAAUAUUUACCUUAUGUUUUCUUAUAAUCUUGUUAAGUCACUAAUUUUAUUUAUUUCAUUUGUCAAUGUGAUAGAUAAGUACAGAUGUUCCAUAAAUUAUUCAAAGUUCAUCUUGGGAUGUGUCAACUAUUCUUAAUUUCAGUGUGAUACAAGAGAUUAUUUUCAUGUAGAAGCCUCAUUAAAAUAACUAAAAAAAUACUAUUUUGAAAA
This is a messenger RNA of Schistosoma rodhaini, 2536 nucleotides long. NCBI's taxonomy places the organism in Eukaryota, Metazoa, Platyhelminthes, Trematoda, Strigeidida, Schistosomatidae. The record is from the annotation of a GenBank genome assembly.